UUUGUUUUUUGUUGAUAUUAGACAUAUCGCGGAGCAUCAAUUGUUCCCGCUCCGGGGAGGCUCUGCCGGGAGGACCACGCUGGGUCCUGACCCCACCGGGGGCGGUGUGAGCGCGGCGCAGCUCCUCGGUAUAAAAGCAGCCAGCAGCAGUUGGAGUGUCAGAGGCUUGAGCAACGCAACAGAGAGGCUGUCCUCAGAGGAGAGUUACAACACAGUGUGCACAUGGGGAAGCGGUUGAGGUAGAAGAACAAGAAGAAGAAGAAGUCCUCUUACUUUGGAUCUAUACCAGACCGCAACCUGGAUUAAUUUGUUCUUAUUUGCUGCAGUUAUGAGAAACCGUCCGGAUCAGAGGGACUCUGAUCACCCCCUCGGAUCUAUUAUUUCAAAGGGUCAUCUGAGCCAGAGGAACCCCAUCAGGCCCGGAGCCCGGCAGUGAUGCUGGCCAUGCCGCACGACAACUCCUCCGGCGGUAGCCCCUUCCUCCUCCCCUCCAACCACACCCCCGGGAAGCAGGAGCUGCGCAAUGCCACCCGUCCGCAGAUCAAUGCCGCGUACGCCGGCCUCACCAUGACUCUGGGCAUCCUGUUCAACGUGGUGGCGCUCAUCAUCCUCGCCAAGGCGUACAACCGCUUCCGCCGGCGCUCCAAGGCCACGUUCCUGCUCUUCGCCAGCUCCCUGGUGGCCACGGAUCUGGCGGGGCACGUCAUCCUCGGGGCUCUGGUGCUGAGGAGAUACUCGGUGGGCCCCGUCUCCGGCCUUCGCGGCGGCGACAACAAUCCGGACGUGUCGUGUCUGUUUCAGGGAGGCUGCAUGGUGUUCUUCGGCCUGUGCUCGCUGUUCCUGGGCUGCGCCAUGGCCGCCGAGCGCUGCCUCGGGGUCACCGAGCCUCUGCUGCACGCUCGCCUGGUCACCACGGCGCGGACAAAGAUGGCGCUGGCCUUGAUCUGGCUGCUGGCGGUGUGCGUGGCCCUGCUGCCCUUCUUCGGGCUGGGCGCCUACACGUACCAGUACCCGUGGACGUGGUGCUUCAUCAAGGUGAUAGAGGACACCAAAGCGACGGACCUGGCCUUCGUGGCGCUCUUCUCCGGGCUGGCGCUGACCUCCCUGACCUCGGCCUUCGUGUGCAACACCAUCAGCGGCAUCACGCUGGUGAGAGCCCGGCUCAAGAAGAGCUGCUGCUCACGCCGGCGCUCAGCCGGCUCCCACGACACCGAGAUGGUGGUCCAGCUGGUCGGCAUCAUGGUCACCUCCUGCAUCUGCUGGAGCCCCCUGCUGGUCUUUGGACUGAUGUCAGCCACAAAGUCCUACAGCGGCCUCCUGGGCGACGACAGCGAUACGUAUCGGGGUCUGAUGGUGAUCGGGGUCCGGAUGGCGACCUGCAACCAGAUCCUGGACCCGUGGGUCUACAUCCUGCUGCGGCGCGCCAUCCUCCAGAAGAUCUACCGCAUCACCAAAAGACGGCCCAGCUUCAAGGGGAGCACGCUCCGCUCCGUCCGCUGGGAGCUCAGCUCCUUUCAGAACUCAGAGAAAAACUGUGUCAGUAAGAUCUGAAUGGACAUAUAGACACACAUAUAUAUAUAUGGACUUUAUAAAUAUAUAUAUAUAAGGAGGCAGAAAAGAGGAAGAGGCCGGGUAAUCUGUCCCUUUUGUGCUCAGUCCAGCGGUCCACAUCUGGAUCCACAUUCAGAGUUGAAAGGUUCCUAUGAAAAGGGAAGUCUGGUUUAGGUCAAUGAAGGAAAUGUGUCGGGAUCCAAAAAAUGGAACGUGUUCCAGAUUUUUUAACAUCCCUGAGUUGUUUUGUCUCCAGUACAAGCCAGUGUUAUACAUAUGAACUGUUUUAUCAUAAGAGAUUACGGCCCAGCCACAGGACAUGUCCUCGACGAGAGGCGUGAAUGAAAACGACUUCGUAAGUUGGAAUGUGAAUGUUUAUUGUUUUUUUGCUGAAGUGAAGACCGUAAGUAUCCAUAUAGUCUCAAAGCAAACAUCUCAACUCAAAGGUUUCGUUCCCUUUGUUCUCCAACACAAUGUAAAAGUCAAUGACUUGUGUAAAUAAAUGCUCACAUAAAGAGAGCCGUAAAAAAAAAAAAAGAAGAAGAAGGGCCGUGCUGUUACCUCAGCCUAAAGAUGUGAAGAAGACGAUGUGCUGUGACAUGAAUGUGAACGUCUGUUUCUGCGUGUUUGUAGAUGUGUCGGCGGUGUUUUCACCGAGUGUCUCGGGACUGAAAGUGAAGCUGCAAAAAAAGCUAAUUGGAUGUGAUAUUGUGAACAAAAGGGAAUGUACUUUUAGAUAAUAAAUGAUCUGUUAAUGUUU
Messenger RNA from Pseudoliparis swirei, 2311 nucleotides. Its product is annotated as prostaglandin E2 receptor EP1 subtype-like. The coding region runs from base 436 to 1551 and encodes 371 amino acids. Lineage: Eukaryota; Metazoa; Chordata; Actinopteri; Perciformes; Liparidae. The record is from RefSeq and is a predicted model, not a curated record. Gene Ontology annotation, molecular function: prostaglandin E receptor activity; thromboxane receptor activity. Gene Ontology annotation, biological process: inflammatory response; positive regulation of cytosolic calcium ion concentration; adenylate cyclase-activating G protein-coupled receptor signaling pathway. The transcript is spliced from 3 exons. Gene Ontology annotation, cellular component: plasma membrane.